Molecule: messenger RNA, 5047 nt
Organism: Hypomesus transpacificus
Lineage: Eukaryota; Metazoa; Chordata; Actinopteri; Osmeriformes; Osmeridae
Gene: scaper
Product: S-phase cyclin A-associated protein in the ER
Exons: 31
Coding region: 193-4671 (1492 amino acids)
Molecular function (GO): nucleic acid binding; zinc ion binding
Source: RefSeq, a predicted model, not a curated record
ACUAGGAACAAUUUACUUCCGGCUCAACUGUGGGUUGUUUUUAGUUGUCAGGUGUUGUGUUGUAAAUGUCGUUUAAGGCUUCGAUGUCUUCUACAUCAAAGCUGAAAACUAGACAAGUUGGGUUCGUUUCAGAAAGGAUUUACAAUUAUUCCAAACAUUGAUUUGAUCAUAGCAUAGUAAUAGUCUCCAUCAAUGUCAAAAGACAGCCGCCACGAUGGACGGCGACGUGGUGGGGCUGGCCAGCAUCGACUUGGUCCAAGAAUCGGUCAAGGAGGGGACGGUAGAGAGAGGUCUGGUAGCAACAGUUCAGGAUCUUCACAUGGAGGUGGCAAGAGUCGGAGCACACCCAUAACCAUCGCUUUGAAGGCGUCCUUUCAGCGCUCAAACAGCCAUGACAAGGUGAGAAAGAUUGUAGCAGAGGAGGGCCGUGCUGCUCGCAACUUAAUCGCCUGGAGUGUUCCUCUGGAGAACAAAGAGGAAGAAGCAAAGUCGAAGACCAACUCCAACAGCAAUCCAAGGGCUCAGAGAAUCAACUCUGGUCUACAGAGAAAUAAGAAACAGAAUGUGGGAGUGGAGAGCAAGAGCGCGAUGGGAGCUUUGCUGGACAAAGGAGCAGAGAAGAGUCCAACUAAAGCCAGGCAGCCUCGCAAGGUGGACCUGCGGGCACGAUACUGGGCCUUCCUCUUUGACAACCUGCGCCGGGCCGUGGAUGAGAUCUACGUCACCUGUGAAUCUGACCAGAGCGUGGUGGAGUGCAAGGAGGUGUUAAUGAUGUUGGACAACUACGUGCGAGACUUUAAAGCUCUCAUCGACUGGAUCCAGCUGCAGGAGAAGUUGGAGAAAACCGAUGCGCAAAACAGACCCACGUCAUUGGCUUGGGAAGUGCGGAAGAUGUCCCCUGGACGUCAUGUGAUGCCCAGUCCCUCCUCAGACAGGAUGGUCCCUUCUCCGAAUGCAAGGCGCUCCCUCAACUUUGGCGGUCCUCCUCCUACGCUGGCUGUGGCUCGGCUCACCCACAGCGGCCCUAGCUGGGCUGACCGGGUCAAAUCCUCCCAGUCGCUUCCUGUCCCCUGUCCAACCAACUCUUUUCCUGCAGAGAAACCAGCAGGUAAGAAAGACGCAGAAGGUUGGGAGACCGUCCAGCGCGGUCGUCCUGCCAGGCCUCGCUCUGCUGCCAUCGUAGCCAAGGUCAGCCCCGUGCUGGCCAACGUCUGCCCCAGAGACGACAGCAACAUCGUGAACCAGCCGCAGCAGCAGCAACAAAAACAGCAGCAGCAGCAAGCUCUCCAGCCCCUCUGCCCUCCGGACAAUGACAAGAGCCAGCUACUGUCCAACCCUCAGCCAAUCCCAGAGGAGCAGGCUCCCCUGGAGGAGACUGGAGACCUGGAAGAGGGUCACAAGAUUGAGCCCCCAGCAGACAAUGUUCAAGACUCGGGACAGUGUGUCGACGCACCCUGUGACGACGUGCCUCUCCCGGUGUCAGCCCCAACUUCCUCCAAAACCCCAGAACUCACACCAGCCCCAACCAUAACCCUUCCUGCCCCAGCCCCAGCCCUGGCCCCUCCCCAGUCCCCAGACCCUGCCCAGGGCGAGGGUGUUGGCGGCGUGGAGGCCCAGGGGGGGCAGAGGGCAGAGGGGGGGGCGUCACAGGGCAUGGCUCCGUCUGCUCCAAGACAGGCUGGAACUCCCAUGGCAGCGGUGAAACCAGAGAUUGUGCUGGACCCCACAGAGCUUUCCACUCCCCAGUCCAUGGCAGAGGUCUUGGCUAAGAAGGAGGAGCUAGCGGACCGCCUGGAGAAAGCUAACGAGGAGGCCAUCGCUAGCGCCAUCGCAGAGGAGGAGCAGCUGACCCGAGAGAUCCAGGCUGAGAACAACGACCUGGAGACCGACAACGAGAGUGACUUCUCUGCAAGCAUUGGCAGUGGAAGUUGUGGACUUAAUUUGGAUUGGAGUGACAUGUUGGCUGACUAUGAUGCUCGAGAGCCCUGGCGUCAGAGCACUUCCUGGGGAGACAUUGUAGAGGAGGAGCCAGCGCGCCCCCCCGGCCACGGCAUCCACAUGCACGAGAAACUGUCCUCGCCCUCUCGCAAAAGGACCAUCGCCGAGUCCAAGAAGAAACAUGAGGAGAAGCAGCUGAAGGCACAACAGCUCCGGGAAAAGCUGCAGGAGGAGAAGACCCACAAGCUCCAGAAGCUUCUGGAAAGGGAGAAGGAGGUGAGGAAGUGGAAGGAGGAGCUGUUGGACCAGCGUAGGAGGAUGAUGGACGAGAAGCUGCUCCAUGCUGAGUUCAAGCGGGAGCUCCAGCUGCAGGCCAUCGUGAAGAAGGCCCAGGAGGAGGAGGCCAAGGUGAACGAGAUAGCCUUUAUCAACACCCUGGAGGCCCAGAACAAAAGGCAUGACGUCCUGGCCAAGUUGACCGAAUACGAGCAGCGCCUCAGCGAGCUGCAGGAGGAGAGGCAGCGGAGGCAAGAGGAGAAGCAGGCCAGAGACGAGGCGGUACAGGAGCGCAAGCGGGCGCUGGAGGCGGAGCGGCAGGCACGGGUGGAAGAGCUGCUGGUGAAGAGGAAGGAGCAGGAGGCGCGCAUCGAGCAGCAGAGGCAGGAGAAGGAGAGGGCCAGGGAGGACGCAGCCCGGGAGAGGGCCAGAGACAGAGAGGAGCGUCUGGCUGCGCUGAGCGCUGCACAGCAGGAGGCCAUGGAGGAACUCCAGAAGAAGAUCCAGAUGAAGCAUGACGAGAGCAGUCGGAGGCACAUGGAGCAGAUCGAGCAGAGGAAGGAGAAGGCCGCGGAGCUCAGCAGCGGGCGACACGCCAAUACUGACUACGCGCCCAAACUGACCCCCUACGAACGCAAGAAGCACUGCUCUCUGUGCAACGUGGUGAUCACCACAGAGGUGCACCUGUUCAGCCACACCAAGGGCAAGAGACACCAGCAGGCCGUGAGGGACGGCAGCAGCAUCCAGGGACGAGAACUCUCCGAUGAGGAAGUGGAGCAUCUCUCCUUGAAGAAGUACAUAGUGGACAUCGUGACGGACUGCUCUGUGUCCUCGGAGAGUGCCAAAGAUGGAGAGGAGAGGCAGAAAGCACGCAAGAAGGCUAAGAAGCUCAGAGCACGCAUGAACUCUAGGGCAAAGGAGUAUGAAACAUCAAUGGAGGCAAAGACCCAGGUCCCUGACUCUCCAUACAAGGCCAAACUCCAGCGACUGGUGAAGGACUUGGGCAAGCAGCUCCAGGGGCAGGACAGUGGCCAGUGGGCCAACAACAAAGUGUCCAGCCUGGACAGAACCCUGGGGGAGAUCUCCCGCAUCCUGGAGAAACAGAACAAUGCAGAUCAAGUAGCGUUCCAGGUUGGAGGAGGACUGUCUGUUGUGGAGCAGAUCUUGCAGGUAGCCACGGCUGUCACCACCCCUACCACUGUGCCACGCAUUCCCCUCAAGUCCCUCUGUGCUGCUGUAAACAUCUAUAACCUGGCCUGCUCACACUGUCACCACAACUGCUCCUACGUUCUCUUCAGUAACAAGAUAGCCCUGCUGAUGGACCUGCUGCUGCAUCAGCUCACGCUCUAUGUGCCAGAUGAGGACAAGUCCAUCUUUGGGCGCAGUGUGAACAAGCAGGUGUUUGACGGUCUGACCAGCGGCCUGCUGCAGACCUGUGCCACUGUCCUGGGGCUCCUCAGGCCCCAGGCCCCCGAGUGUGGCCGAGGGGAGGCCCUUCGUAUCUGCUCCCCCGACACCAAGACCAAGAGCUUGACCGCAGAACCCUUCCACACAAGGGCACAGGACCUAAUCAGCUACGUGGUCAACAUGGGUUUGAUUGACAAGCUGUACGGCUGCUUCUUGUCGGUCCAAGGCCCGGUGGACGAGAGUCCCAAGAUGUCUGCCUUCCUCCAGCAGGCCUCUGCUCUGCUGCACGGCAUGUGUAAGCUGUGCUUCGCUGUCACCGGCCGCUCCCCCAGUAUAUUCGACAACAAGCGCCAGGACCCUACAGGCCUAACAUCCCUGCUCCAGUCUACUGACCUGGUAGGGGUGGUCCACACCCUGUACUGCAUCUUGCUCCACAGCUCCCUGCCCGAGCCUGCCGCACAGAGCCCCCAGGAGCCCUAUGCCGCUGGGGUCAUCCAGGUGGCCUUACAGGGCCUCCGCUUCCUCAACAGCUUCGCCCUGCUCGACCUCUCAGCCUUCCAGUCUGUUCUAGGGGCGGAGGGGCUCUCGCUGGCUUUCCGUCACAUUGUCAGCUCCCUGCUCUGGUACUGCUCCCAGCACUCCGCAGACGAGCUGCUGCAUGAGCUCAUCAUCUCCGUGGGCUACUUCACCGUCAACCACCCAGACAACCAGGUGAUAGUGCAGUCUGGCCGUCAGCCCAGCGUGCUGCAGAAACUGUGUCAGCUGCCCUUUCAGUACUUCAGCCACCCGCGCCUCAUCAAAGUUCUCUUCCCUUCCCUCAUCUCGGCCUGCUACAACAACUCCCAGAACAAGGUCAUCCUGCAGCAGGAGAUGAGCUGUGUGCUGCUGGCCACUUUCAUACAGGACUGUGCCUCAAGUGAGAACCAAGCAGACAAUAAAGCGUUAGAGAAAGUUUCUCAACCGCUGGAUUACUGCGAGCUGUCCAACCGCUUUCCCAGAGACCAGUGGGACUCAGCACUGCAGUUCUUCCUGAAGAAGCAGGAGGACUAAUCCAGAGGCACACACUCUCCUCACCAAUGCAGACAAGCUCUGUGAAAACACUACAAAACAGACAAGAGACUUUCCGUUCUAACCCACUUGCUUUUACGUUCAGAUUUUGAUUUGAAGUCAGCAUAAUUAAAGAAUGCAGUCUUUAAGCGUUGCCAAGACUCUUGAAAAACCAGCAUCCAUGGGCCAAAUUCGAAGAUGAGAUACAAGUGUGAAUUUUGUGUAAGUCACACAAUGAUAUCAAUAGAAGAUUUGCACAAAGUUUGCACAACAAUGUUUGAGUUGCGUGUGUAUUUCUCCUUUUCAUAGUGCCAUCAAGUCAGGCAAAGAUUUUGUUCAAGUGCCCACACUACAGAAAUCAUAUAUAUAUAUAUAUAUA